Molecule: messenger RNA, 1618 nt
Organism: Elaeis guineensis (African oil palm)
Lineage: Eukaryota; Viridiplantae; Streptophyta; Magnoliopsida; Arecales; Arecaceae
Source: RefSeq, a predicted model, not a curated record
GCGUACCAUUUCCUCUUGCCUGUUCUUCUCUCUUCUCGUCUCGAUCGUUCUCCUCCUCAAAGAUCCUAUUGUUUUUUUUGCUUCUUUUUUCCCAGAUCUCUUGAUUUCUUCUCCAUUCGUCGUUCUAAUCUCCUCGGUUCUCUUCGUUAAUUGUCGCUUUAGGUUGGAUUUUGUUUUCUUUUAGGGUUUCAUAGCGGCCUAAUAAACUCACUUCGAUUUCGGAGGUUUCGCGGGACCUUAGCCCUAAACCGAGAACUUAGGCAGUAAAAAGAAGUCAGUUUUUGCCCUAGAUUUUGUGAGGUUUGUGGAACAGGUUCUUUGGGGAGCAAACAAAGGAGAACGGUCGAUUGGGGCUGUUGAUCUCUAGGAGGCGUAGUAGGUUUUUCCAUUAAUAGGAGAGUAAAGAAUAGAGAGAUUUUUUGGUUCGUCAUCCUUUUGAACAUCAGUUGUUAUAUAGUUCGUGAACGUGACUUUAUCUCUGAUGGCUGAUCAACAAAAUGAAAGCACAAAACCGUCACUCUCUGUGGCAGGUAAUGCCCAUAAGAAAGAUGGAGUUUUGGAUGUUCAAGUGACUAAUCAGAAUCCUAGUUUGCAGGAACAACUUGAAGAAAAUGAAAGGAAAACUCGGGUUGAGGAAGCUUGGAAGAAGAUGAAUAGUGGGCUCCCUGUUAAGGUGCCCAAAUCUUUAAUGAACAAGCCUAAUUCAACAGGGACUACAAGGACAAGUAAAACAAUUCCUGAUUGGAUGGUGACUUUUGGCAUUGCACCAAAGAAGGCAUCUGCUAAUCAGGACAUUCAGGGAAAGAGACCAACCAGCACACUAAAUGGAACAAGCGAGGAAGCUAAGAGGCUUGCUGCAGCUGCUCUUUCAGCUGUCAGAGAUGUUGCAUCUGCUGCUGCUGGAAGGGGAAAAGUUGAAAUAACUGAGGUCCGGGACUUUGCAGGCGAGGAGGUUGAAGUGAAAAAGCUUGUGGAUGCUGACUCAAAGGAGGCAGCAGAAAAGGCUAAGGUUUCAGGUGCCCCACCAUCUGCCCUUGACACCAUUUUGGAACAGAUAAAGAAAAAGCAAAAGCUUAGUGUUCUCGAUAAGACCAAGAAGGACUGGGGUGAGUUCAAGGAAGAGAACAAGGGACUGGAAGACGAGCUGGAUGCUUACAAGAAGAGCUCAAAGCAAUAUCUGGACAAAGUUUCCUUCUUGCAGAGAACUGAUUUUAGAGAAUUCGAGCGUGAGAGGGAUGCUCGUCUAGCAUCAAAGAGGAGACCAGAUAUGCGGGAAGAUGACUUCUAGGCUUUAGUAACCGUUACUCUAACAGCUAGCAUUCUUUCUCUGUUUUUGAUGACCGACAGAUCAUUGUGGCGGCCUAAUUCCUAGGCCUCCAGUUUCAAAUGCUUUCUUUUGGGGUUGGCGUUGAGGCAGAGAAGUCAUCCAGGAAUGUUUGGAGUCAUUGGACUUUCUCUUUGGGUCGGUGGGAUUUGGUAUUCUUGUUAUUUUUUUUUAAUGAAGCAAUUCUGAACAUUGCUCUUUUGCUUGUAUAGUUAUUGACCUGUCAUUGACCAAAUAUUGGAGGUGCCUUAUUUGCUGAUAUAAUGCCAAUUAUUCUCCCUCACGUUUCUUAUG